Molecule: messenger RNA, 1437 nt
Organism: Fulvia fulva
Lineage: Eukaryota; Fungi; Ascomycota; Dothideomycetes; Mycosphaerellales; Mycosphaerellaceae
Product: Dihydrolipoyllysine-residue succinyltransferase, mitochondrial
Exons: 4
Coding region: 1-1437 (478 amino acids)
Biological process (GO): tricarboxylic acid cycle
Cellular component (GO): oxoglutarate dehydrogenase complex
Molecular function (GO): dihydrolipoyllysine-residue succinyltransferase activity
Source: RefSeq, a predicted model, not a curated record
AUGUCCAGCGCACAAUGUCUUCGCCGGCUGGCGACUCCUGCACAGCGCCCAGCCGCUCUCCUCCGCCAGUCUACUGCUGCCUCUAGCAAGCUCCUACGCUCCUCUACCGGAACCAGGACACUCUGUAUUUCAGCGCGAUCGUCAAAGACCUCCCCAGCACUUCUCUCCGCAUCGAAACCUUUCCAGCCUGUACAACUACGUCAAUUUAGCCUUACAAGUCGAUAUUAUGAAGAGCAAGUCGUCAAAGUGCCAGAAAUGGCCGAGUCCAUCUCAGAAGGUACCUUGAAACAGUUCUCGAAACAGGUCGGAGACUACGUCGAGCUGGACGAGGAAAUCGCAACGAUCGAAACCGACAAGAUCGAUGUCGCCGUGAAUGCGCCUGCUGCUGGUACUAUCAAGGAGUUCCUUGCAAACGAGGAGGACACUGUCACUGUUGGCCAGGAUCUGGUGAAGCUCGAGCUUGGUGGUGAGCCAGGUCAGAAGUCUGAGCAGGCAAAGGAAGAGCCAAAGGAGCCAGCAUCAGGCGACCAAGAGAAGCACAACGCAAAGGAUGAAUCGAAACCAAAGGAGGAGCCCAAGCAGGAGUCAAAGCCCGGUCCUAAGAAGGAGGAGCCCAGGCAGGAAUCGAAGCCACAGCCGAAGCAGGAAUCGCAACCCAAGAAGGACACGAAGAAGGAGGACUCAAAGUCGACCGAGCAGAGCUCAAAGACCGAAUCUCCAUAUGGUGCCCGCAACGAGAACCGCGUCAAGAUGAACCGCAUGCGCCUGAGGAUAGCAGAACGCCUGAAGCAGUCGCAGAACACCGCCGCAUCGCUCACCACAUUCAACGAGGUCGACAUGUCCGCGCUCAUGGAGAUGCGCAAGCAGUACAAGGAUGAGAUCCUGAAGUCGACUGGCGUGAAGUUUGGCUUCAUGAGCGCAUUCUCGAAAGCAUCCAUCCUCGCCAUGAAGUCCGUCCCAACUGUCAACGCCAGCAUUGAAGGUCCAGGUGGAGGUGAUACUAUCGUCUACCGCGACUACGUCGACAUCAGUGUGGCUGUUGCGACUGAGAAGGGUCUUGUGACACCGGUUGUGCGCAACGCUGAGAGCUUGGACAUGAUCGGCAUCGACAAGGGCAUUGCAGAGCUCGGCAAGAAGGCACGCGACAACAAGCUCACCAUCGAAGACAUGGCCGGCGGCACUUUCACCAUCUCCAACGGCGGCGUCUUCGGCUCGCUCAUGGGCACACCAAUCAUCAACCUCCCGCAAACCGCUGUCCUCGGACUCCACGCCAUCAAGGACAAGCCAGUCGCCAUCAACGGCAAAGUCGAAAUCCGCCCUAUGAUGUACCUCGCCCUCACCUACGACCACAGAUUACUGGACGGCAGAGAAGCUGUGACCUUCUUGGUCAAGAUAAAGGAAUACAUCGAGGACCCGAAGAAGAUGCUGCUGCUCUAG